AUGAUAGGGAAAGAAUUAGCAGAGGGGUCAUCAAGGUCCCCAAGUGAUCAACCGGCAACCCCGAGCCGGUAUGAAUCGCAGAAGAGAAGAGAUUGGAACACUUUUGGGCAGUACUUGAAGAACCAGAGGCCUCCAGUUCCACUUUCACAGUGCAAUGGCAACCAUGUUCUGGAGUUCCUUCGAUAUAUGGAUCAAUUUGGAAAGACUAAAGUUCACUUGCAAGGAUGCAUCUUUUAUGGACAGCCCGAACCGCCAGCUCCUUGCACUUGCCCUCUUAGACAAGCUUGGGGCAGUCUUGAUGCACUUAUCGGAAGGCUUCGAGCUGCCUACGAAGAGAAUGGAGGCUCACAGGAGACAAACCCCUUUGCUAGCGGUUCAAUUCGUGUCUAUCUGAGGGAAGUCAAGGACUGUCAAGCUAAGGCAAGGGGUAUUCCAUACAAGAAGAAGAAGAAGGCGGCAAGCCAAAGCAAUGAAGAUGAGGAACCACAUUCUACAAUGCAAUUCUGUUGAUACUUAGAGCUGCUUUGGGAAAAUGGU
This is a messenger RNA of Ilex paraguariensis (yerba mate), 537 nucleotides long. The record is from the annotation of a GenBank genome assembly. Lineage: Eukaryota; Viridiplantae; Streptophyta; Magnoliopsida; Aquifoliales; Aquifoliaceae.